Sclerotinia sclerotiorum 1980 UF-70 is the source of this 1518-nucleotide messenger RNA. RefSeq lists its product as hypothetical. The record is from RefSeq and is a predicted model, not a curated record. Lineage: Eukaryota; Fungi; Ascomycota; Leotiomycetes; Helotiales; Sclerotiniaceae. Gene Ontology annotation, biological process: mRNA splicing, via spliceosome. The coding region runs from base 1 to 1518 and encodes 505 amino acids. Gene Ontology annotation, cellular component: U4/U6 x U5 tri-snRNP complex. The transcript has a single exon.
AUGGAUCGAGGUAAAGCUUCUCCAAUUCUGGCCCCUCGACAUGAUUCCUCCAGCCGUGUUGGCAAGCCAGAGUCCGCUGCCGAGAAGCUCGCAUCAUUGAAAGCUAGAGUCGCAGCUGCGGUCGGCGGCAGUAAGGCAAAGGGUGGAUUGAAUGCCGGUUUACAUCCUAUGCUUGCAAAGGGAGGUUUGAAUGUAGAUCUCCAUCCAGCACUGCAAGACCUUGGACAAUACAAACCCUCAAAAUCAACCGCGCCCAAAUUCGCAACCAGCAUCGGAAAUGCUCGUCCUCAACAAGAAAAAGCGGCUGCGAAGCCUAGGAAACAACUCGAUAUUUUGGGGCCCUCUACGGAAGAGAUUCGCAAUAAUCCAUAUUUUGACAUGAGCCUAGGUGGGCAAACAGCGACUCCGAAAAAUAGACAUUCAAGACAGCUAGUUUUUAAUCAGAAGGGUAAAUAUAUACAGCAAGCGAAUGCACUUCGGAGACAAGCCGCCCUAGAGGCUAUGAAAAAGCGCAUCGCCGAGUCGUCGCGCAAGAUUGGUAUUGACGAGGAUAUCGAUACCGAGAAGAAAUUCCUUGUGGAAGCACCACCUGAAAUCGAAUGGUGGGAUGAGGGCUUGGUGGAUGGCAAGAACUAUGAUGAUAUUUCGAGUCCAAAGACACUCAAAAUCGGCACCCCAGACUCCAUUAUUACAGAAUAUGUUCAGCACCCGGUUCUCCUCGGACCUCCCCAAGAAAAGAAUGCGCCUGCGCCUAAACCUAUGUUUUUGACUGCAAAAGAGCAAGCUAAAUUACGGAGGCAGCGUCGGAUGGCCGAACUCAAGGAACAGCAAGCAAAGAUCAGACUAGGAUUAGAACCCGCACCGCCUCCAAAGGUCAAGAAGGGAAAUCUUAUGCGUGUAUUAGGGGAAGAAGCUGUCAAGGAUCCAACUGCAGUCGAAGCUCGUGUCAACCGAGAAAUUGCAGAUCGUCACCAGAAGCAUGUCGAGACGAAUCAGGAACGAAAGUUAACAAAAGAACAGAGACACGAGAAAUUAGCUGCCAACCAGGAGAAAGACGCUCAAAAGGGUAUUCAUGCUUUGGUGUUUAAGAUUGACAACCUUGCGAACGGUAGUCACAGAUUUAAAAUAGCUAAAAACGCAGAACAGCAUGCUCUCACGGGCAUCUGUAUUUUGCAUCCGAGAUUUAACUUGGUGAUUGUCGAAGGCGGCGAGCACAGUAUCCGGCAAUACAAAAAACUUAUGAUGCAACGAAUAGACUGGACCGAGAACUCGCCCACGCGAAUUAAGGAUGGUACAAAGGCAGACGCAUUACAGGAUUGGUUAAAGGCAGAAGAUGAGAAGGGAGAGCUAAAAGAUAUGACUUUGAACAGAUGCCAACUGGUAUGGGAAGGAGAGCAGAAGUCUAGGGCUUUCAGGAAGUGGCAAAGUAAAGUGUGUGAGACAGAUAGUGCAGCUCGAGAUGCUUUGACAAGGUCAAAGAUGGACAGCUUUUGGACCGUGGCGAAGAGCAUGAAUUAG